Messenger RNA from Aspergillus pseudotamarii, 1950 nucleotides. Its product is annotated as putative mitochondrial carrier protein. Gene Ontology annotation, biological process: transmembrane transport. The transcript is spliced from 6 exons. Bases 468 to 1535 code for a protein of 355 amino acids. The record is from RefSeq and is a predicted model, not a curated record. Lineage: Eukaryota; Fungi; Ascomycota; Eurotiomycetes; Eurotiales; Aspergillaceae.
CGACAAGCCGCCGCAAUAAUGCCUCGUUUGGGUCAGCGUGUCUUUGAUUCAUUUUUCCCUCGAUGUUGAAAAGAACCACUCAUUAGCCUUGAAGAGCGUUUUAUACAUUUCCUUAUUUCUGGUACCCAACUUCUCGUUCAGAUGAUAGUCUAGUUGUCACCUAACGAUCAGUUGUAUUAUUUGUUACUGCUUCCGCUUCGUGCUCUUCGCAAGCUUCUUUCCAAUAGUCGGGAUUUCUGGCCAUGGCACUUUGAUUUUCCAGUCGACCUAUGUCUAUUUAUGGCCUGUGCGACGUCAGCGAGACGAAUUCCCAGAAGGCUUUCCUACUGUGACUAUUUCAUAAUAUAGUGAAGGGGAGCCUCCCAAAAACAAGUCAGCCGUCAAUAUACCUGAGUAUCAAACUCCAAACCCCACAUUAGGAGCGAUUCGGGGUACCUCUACUGUGUCCGUAAAUCGUUCAUUACAACAUGAGUCUGGAUCGUCAGGAAUCGGUUCGUCACGAUGAGCCAAAGACUUCAAGGGACAAUACCCUGGCCAAAUUAACCCAGUUGCCGCCGACUUCAGCGCCGAUCAAGGAAGCGUCUUCGGGAAACAGCAGCAAACUCGUUAGUAAACUUGAGGGCAGAAUUUCGGAACCUGUCGUGGCAGCUUUCAUUGCUGGGGGUGUGGCAGGUGCAGUAUCCAGAACCAUCGUGUCGCCACUUGAGCGACUAAAAAUCCUGCUUCAAAUACAGAGUGUUGGCAGGGAAGAGUACAAGCUAUCUAUAUGGAAGGCUCUUGUGAAGAUCGGCAAAGAGGAAGGAUGGAGAGGGUUUAUGCGGGGCAAUGGUACCAAUUGCAUUCGGAUAAUCCCUUACUCUGCGGUUCAAUUCGGAAGUUAUAACUUUUACAAAAGGUUUGCAGAACCAAUUCCGGAUGCUGAGUUGUCACCAGUACGCCGGCUCAUUUGCGGAGGCGCUGCUGGAAUUACAUCAGUCACUAUAACUUAUCCUCUUGACAUUGUUCGGACACGUCUUUCUAUUCAAUCAGCGUCGUUCGCAGCGCUCAGUCAGCGCGAUGGCAACGGGAAGCUACCGGGCAUGUUCGGCACUAUGGUCUUAAUAUACAAGACCGAGGGUGGUAUAUUGGCGCUCUAUCGCGGAAUCAUUCCUACCGUGGCCGGCGUCGCCCCAUAUGUUGGUUUGAAUUUCAUGACAUACGAAUCGGUUCGAAAGUAUUUGACUCCCGAUGGUGACAAGACUCCUAGUUCACUGCGUAAGCUACUAGCGGGCGCUAUUUCAGGAGCAGUGGCUCAAACUUGUACUUAUCCAUUUGAUGUUCUACGGCGACGUUUCCAGAUCAAUACAAUGUCUGGAAUGGGUUAUCAGUAUGCAUCCGUCUGGGACGCCGUGAAAGUAAUUGUUGCAGAAGAGGGAACGCGUGGCCUUUUUAAAGGAAUCGUCCCCAAUCUUUUGAAAGUGGCACCGAGCAUGGCGAGUAGUUGGCUCAGUUUUGAGCUAACGAGGGACUUUCUUGUUCAGCUGAAUGACAAAUGAUAUCGCCAUGACUCGGAAGGGAUAUUUCGCCGAUCCCUAAGUUUCGCCUUCCUACAAUGGUGUCGUAGCUUGGAAGAUUACCACUUGAGCAUCGCUUUAUACAAGAUGGUCUCUAGAAGUGGGAACCAGUUGAUGGCUAUUUUAAGGAGCCUAUGCAAGGUCCUACGUUGCCUAACUUGAAGAUGAUAUAAAACUGCAAAAAAAUAGAGUUGUAAGUGAAUGAGUGAUGUGUGCUUUUAUUGAAGGUAGGGUUGGUUCUAUUAAUGCAGCGGAGCCCUCCUUCAAUUACUAUACUCCGUAGGCCCUUAGUUUCUGCCUUUCACAAACUUUAAUCCUGCUGCUAGUAUCUUACUGAGGUGGUGCCCUAAUACCUACUACUAGUGGAUUGUACUCAUCCAAUGGUACGCACCUCGGC